Argiope bruennichi is the source of this 1401-nucleotide messenger RNA. RefSeq lists its product as uncharacterized. Gene Ontology annotation, molecular function: zinc ion binding; nucleic acid binding. The record is from RefSeq and is a predicted model, not a curated record. The transcript has 2 exons. Lineage: Eukaryota; Metazoa; Arthropoda; Arachnida; Araneae; Araneidae. Bases 1 to 1401 code for a protein of 466 amino acids.
AUGGUCUCUCCAUUUUUAGUAGAAAAGGCUAUCUCUGAAUCUCUAGGGGAAGUUCCCUCAGUACGGAAACUUCGUUCUGGUGACUUGCUUGUUCAGGUCAAUACACGAAAGCAAGCCCAGACUAUAUUGAAAUUAAAUAAUCUUGGUUCUAUUCCCGUUACCGUCAGUGCACAUAAUACACUCAACUUUUCCAGGGGAGUUAUUUCGUGUGGUGAAUUGUUUCACACACCAAUUGAGGAAAUUACACAAAAGCUUAGAAGUCAAGGAGUAACUAAUGUCCGACGUAUUACUAUACGAAAAGAUGGACAACUUCUUGACACUAAACAUUUAGUGCUCACAUUUCAUACUACCAGAAUACCAGAUUCUAUAAAAGCGGGUUACAUGAAAUUGGCCGUCCGGCAUUAUAUUCCGAAUCCCUUACGGUGUUUUAAAUGCCAACGAUUCGGUCAUUCGAAAGCUUCCUGCCGCGGGACACUUACUUGUGCCCGUUGUGCGGAAGCUGGCCAUGAUAGUUAUGCUUGUACUGCGGUUGAAAAGUGCAAAAAUUGCAAAGGUUCUCAUGCUUCCUUUUCUCGUACAUGCCCCACUUGGAAAUUUGAAAAGGAAGUCAUUUCAGAAAAAGUUAUGAAACAAAUAACGUACGCAGAGGCAAAGCGAAAUGUCAAAGCCCGUUUACCGGCACCUGAAAUAAGUUAUGCAAGCGCGGUGCAAAAAACGGUUCAAACAAAAAGCACUCACAUGGACCCUGUGGUCUUGCCUUCUGUUUCCGUCGUAUUCCAAGCAUCAUAUAUACCUUCUGAAACUUGUCCUAAAUCUGCCGAAGCCUUUAUAAAUUUGCCUUUAAAUAAUACUGCUAAAAAACCAUGUUUAUCUAAAUCUGGAGUUCCAGAUUGUACUGCUGAUACACCAGACUUCUCUAAUUUUAAGACUGUUCAAAAUAGGAAAAAACUGAAAAAAGAUUCUAACAUUAAUAGGAAUUAUUUGUCCAAAAGUGUGGGGAAAACCUUGAAAUCUUAUAAAACUGUACAUAGUGCAGCAGCAUCCAAAGUAAAUUCAGAUAAUAAUCACAGUUCUAAGUUUUGGAAAACUUCACCCAAACAGGUUUCAAACACCAUUUCAAAAGAUGUCAACCCUUCCUCUAAUUCUCCAAAAAAUAAAGUCAUUGUUACUGAUGAAGAUACCUCUCAUGUUCAUAACUAUCCUGCAUCUAAGAAAGCGGAAGUUUUAGCAACGGAUGAAGAAAUGAGUACUUCGAGUGCUCCGGAAGAAAUUCUGGAAUACAACAUUAGUGAGGAGCUAGAGGAGACAUCUUCAGAUGUUAGUACACCCUCUCCCCCUCCUCCUAAAGCAACAAAACAAAAGCUUAAAUAUAUUAUUCCAACGAAGUACAAAAAUGUAUAA